UCCACUAUGUAGACGGCCCACACGCAUGGAGGAGAGGAAAAGCACGUCUGUUAUGAAUGUUUUGCCGUUUUUGCAACAGUUCUUGUGUUCGACGAGACUGUUCUGCCCAGAUUGUGUGAAAUACAGUUAUUGCUGACGAUCAUUGCCUUCUUCGAUCACCUUGAAAAAAAGUGUCGGUGGGGCAGCGCGCUUGCGUGGUCUUGCGUGGCUGGUCGUGCAUGGCUUCGCCGAGGUAUCUUCUAAGGUUCGCCUACCUCGGCACCAGAUACAGAGGUAUCCAGCGCCAGAGUACCCGUCCCCACACCGAGCACUUCACCGUCCAGGGCGCCAUCGAGGCAGCCCUGUGCCAGCUGGGAUGCCUCGGUGACCCAGUGCUGGUGCUGGCGAGCCGCACCGACACCGGUGUGCACGCGUCCGAGAGUGCGGCGCACGUGGACCUGCGACCGGCCAACCCGAACCAGUACUUCCAGCCACAACACCUUGCCGUUGGUCUCAACACUGUGCUGACACGCCACAAGCAUGACAUCCUCAUCCGGGACGUGUUGCAGGUGCCCGGCUGGUUCCACGCGCGGCACCUGGCCCUAUGGCGCAGCUACCGGUACCGAGUGGCCGUGGUCAAGGCUCUGAGCGAUGGCGAGCCGCUUCGCGUGGGCGGUAUCCGCGCCUGGCUGCCGCUGGCCGAACUCAACCGGUGCCACGUGGUUGCGCCCCUGAACAUCGACCGGGUGCACGAGGCGAUGGAGCUCCUGAGUGGCGAGCACGACUUUCGUUCCUUCAAAGGUGUCAGUCGCACGCCCGAAGAAGAAGAGCGCAGCACAGUGCGUGAGGUGACCGAGUUCCAACUCAGGCCGGCAGCGCCCAUAGACAGCGACGACCCGCUGUACGAGAACAUCCACCUCUGGGAGUUUCACAUCCGCUCCAGGUCUUUCCUCUACCGCCAGGUGCGGCGCAUGGUGAGCAUGGCACUGCACGCCGGCCUGUCAGGACCUGAGAAACUGGAUGAUGAUCCCCUUCUGGUGGUGCGCCGCCUUCUGGAGAACCCGAGCAAGAACAACUGGCCCGGCAACGUCACCGUCGUGCCUGCCUGCGGGCUUUACCUGAUGCGUGUGCAGUAUGACCCCACACACCUGGACGCCAAUGCAGAGAUGCCGGAUGAGGUGGCCGAGAUGUACGAGGCCAAGAAGAAGGCGCCGCUUCAAGAGGACGGCGAUGAGGAGGAAGUUGAGCAAGCGACCGCGUCCUGAGUCAACAUUUUACGGGUUUGGCCAUGCAGCUUGUAAACAGAUUGCAGCACCAUGUUGCCACGAAUUACAAACGGCAUACCAAGAUAUCUGGCCACCUGUGCGCAGUUACAGCCUUUUUCGCAGAGCCCAUGUGACGUUCACCUCUGCUGCCAAUAGUAACUGUAUUGCGCACAAGAUACAUACAGUUGUAAUAAACGAUGAUAUAUUAAGGUUUGCCUAGAGCAGUGUUUUUUAAAACUGUGGGUCAUGACCCCCAAAUAGGUCAUGAGCCUUCUUGGCAUCAUCAUAGUCCCUCAACACUUUUUGGUCACGAAACUCCGCCGUCACUCUAUGGGAGAGCUUCAUAUGUCGCAUGAAUCCGCCGUGCUGCGGCGCCACUGCAGCUGAGAGGCCACCUUUCUCCGUGUCAAACCCGGAGAGACUGCAGAUGUGGCCGGCGUGGGCUGAAAAUUUGGACACAUACUUUAUAUUUGCGAUUGAUUUUUAGGCAAGAUCCGAAUUCUGGCAUUCUACAAUUGAAGCGGCACGUUCGCCUGACGAUGCCGUUCAGGUGUCCUUUGCCGGAGGGCCGUUCCAGCUACAAAGGCAUUACCGAAAAGGUAUCGCUAUUUUGCAUGCCGAGUGUUCGUGAGCACUUCGAGAAUUGGAAGCGAGCCAUACCAUGGCACAAGAAACGGACGAUUUCAGCUUCAAGUCCAAGCAUGUGCGUGUGUGCGCAAAGCACUUUGAUCCAUCAUCCAUCUCCGUACAGACGAUUUCACGAUAAACGGUGAUGCCGUAUCGUUGCCGAGGGACAAGCCGCGCCUCAGGCCUACUGCCAUGCGUGUUUUCGACAGCCUGUGUGUGUGUGUGUGUGUGUGUGUGUG
Messenger RNA from Dermacentor silvarum, 2110 nucleotides. RefSeq names its product tRNA pseudouridine synthase-like 1. Gene Ontology annotation, biological process: tRNA pseudouridine synthesis. Bases 219 to 1244 code for a protein of 341 amino acids. The record is from RefSeq and is a predicted model, not a curated record. The transcript has 7 exons. NCBI's taxonomy places the organism in Eukaryota, Metazoa, Arthropoda, Arachnida, Ixodida, Ixodidae. Gene Ontology annotation, molecular function: RNA binding; pseudouridine synthase activity.